This is a messenger RNA of Mirounga angustirostris (Northern elephant seal), 1890 nucleotides long. RefSeq names its product small integral membrane protein 35 (gene SMIM35). Bases 321 to 593 code for a protein of 90 amino acids. The transcript has 5 exons. NCBI's taxonomy places the organism in Eukaryota, Metazoa, Chordata, Mammalia, Carnivora, Phocidae. The record is from RefSeq and is a predicted model, not a curated record.
UUAUAUUAUAAAGUAGACCAACUUCUAGGUAGGGAGGUGGUUCUGCAGUUAAUAGUGCAAGUUCAAGUUCAAGGUCUAGUCUCCAGUCCAGGUCUAUGGAGUCACAUCUUGAAGGAGGAGGAGGGCAUAAUGGAAACUCUGGGCACUUGAUAUUGAAGUCCCAGAGCUUAGAGAUCCUGCCGUGACUCUUAUCGGCAGAGUGACCCUUUCAAGUCCUCAACCUCUUGAGCCUUGGGAUUUCCUCAUCUGUAGAAUGAGAGCACGAUGUCUCCGAGAGUUGAUGUAAGAUUCAAGGAGAUUUGUGCUUCUCAAGCUGCAAAAUGCUGCACUUGCUGCAUUCAGGUGACGACUCCAUCCGCACCCUGGGCCUGAUCCUCGGCGUGGGGCUCUCACUGCUGCUCGUGUCCGUCCUGGGCUACAGCCUGGCCAAGUGGUACCAGCGUGGGUACUGCUGGGAGGGGCCUAAUUUUGUCUUCAACUUGUACCAGAUCCGGAACCUGAAGGAGCUGGAGGUGGGUCCACCCUUCACCAUCAGUGGCCAUGUCAGCAGUUCCAAUGGCGACUACAGGAAGUUCUCCGACAAGCUAGUCUGAUGGGGAAGUGUCAGGCUUUGGAGUCCCCGGAGAGAAUCGACCUUUCCUCUUGGUGCGAUUCUCAGUUUGGCUCAGGCCGGCACGCUCGCAGCCCAGAUGGAACGGCAGGCAGAACGGGAGCCGGCCGGGAACGGUGAAUGUUCUCAGCCCCAGCACGGUCCUUUCCAAACCUGACAGCAAGCCGGACUCAUCUAGAUAGAUCUAGGAGGGUGUUUCAAACUUUUCUGGACUAUGAUCCCAAAUAAGAAACGUGUUCCAUGAUCGCCUGUAUAUAGACAUCCCGUAAACUGAAAGCAGUUUCGCCAAAGAGUGCGUUUUACUAGCCGGGUACUGUGGUCUACACUACCACUCUCUCCUGUUCUACUCCUGUUCUAGUCUAUCCUACCCUGUCCUAUCCUGUCCCCUCCGUUACCCUCGCUUGUCCAUUUCAUUUUUUAAAAUGCUGGAUGUGAGACACAAAAUUAACUUCUCCAACGUUCACCAGAUUAAGUGACCUGCGCAAACACAGGGUGGCUGCCACGUGGGGCAGUGGAACGAGCACAGAAUUAGCAGUGGGGGAGGAGCUGCUCCCCACGACCUGCCAGGGGUCCCAGGGAAAGUCACUUAAUCCCUCUCCCCCUUGCUGUUCCGUCUCAGCCACACUGGGGUUCUUCCUGCUCAUGCAUCAGCUCAGUGCUCUCAGGGCCUUUCCACAUGCUACGCCCUGUGGUGGGAACACUUCUUUCAGCACUUGCUCUGGCUGUGUCGUUCUAACAUUCGGGUCUCAGCUCAGAUGUUUCUCCCCAGAGAGGCCUUCCCGAUCAUCCUGGCUAAGGCAGUACUGCGACCCUCUCUACAUUCACCUCGUUUACUUCUUCCUAGCACUUGGUUCCUGAAAUUCUUUUUAAAUUUAUUUUCUGCCUCCCACCACAACCUGCUCUCUAGCCACACUUACUCCCCACACCCAGCAGAAUAUAAGCUUCUUGAGGACAGGAGCUGUCUAGUUUUGUCUGCCACUCUGUUCCCGGAACUUAAACUGAGCUGGCACAUAGGAGGCUCUCUUAAAGUUUGUUGACUGACUUACUGACUCAGCACCCCUGCCCUCAUUCCCUUUGUAAGUUUGGACUCGAAUGCAACUCUUAAUUGGUUGAGUUCCUAUGAAUAUCCCACAAGUUGGGGAUUAAGGAUCAUCUGUUUCUAGAGCCAGACUGCAUGGUUCAUACCCCAGUUCUGCCUUGUAUCAGCUGUGUUGCCUUGGCUGAAUUAUUUGCCCUCUUAGUGCUUUAGUUCCUCGCCUAUAAAACAGAAAUAGUCACAG